Molecule: messenger RNA, 3294 nt
Organism: Triticum urartu
Lineage: Eukaryota; Viridiplantae; Streptophyta; Magnoliopsida; Poales; Poaceae
Source: RefSeq, a predicted model, not a curated record
GAUUUGCAUAGGAAAUUUUCCUUUGAAGCCUUUUGGUUUGUAGGAAUGGAUUCCUAUUCAUAUGUAGGAUAGGAAUCAAUCCUUCACAUUUUGGAGGAAAAAAAACAUUAGCUAAGACUCAAUGAAAAAAUUCCUAUCCUAUGUAUCAAAUGACAUCUUUUUCUCUAUAGGAAUUGAGAUACAUAUCAUCUCACUUUCUAUAAUCUUCCUAUUCCUAUAAUAUUCCUAAACAAGGUUAUUUUAACCUUUCUUUUUUCUGCCAUAUCGGCGAUAAUAAUUGUUUUUGCUUGGUAACUUUGGGCAUGACCAGCGUGAUAACUAUGACUUGAGCAACAUGAUAACUAACUAUGAUAAGCCUGAUAACUAUAAUAUGAGAAGGUUAAUGACUAUACAAUGAGAAGCACGAUAACUUUACCAUGGGGUAGUGGUAACUUCACACUGGGGUAUGUUUUGACAACAAAAAGUUACCGGGACAUGUUUCAGUAACGUUUUUCACAUGGGUAAAGAGUUAUCAGAUGUGUUGUAUGUAUGUUACCGGUUGUCUGGUGCGUAAAUUACCAUGCUAUUUGCACUAGGUUAUCAGAGCAUAUUUCUUGAACUUUUCGCCCAAGGUGAAAAGUUAUCAAUGCGUUUACAUGUAAGUUAUCAGGUUAAUUGUACGUAAGUUAUCAUCUUAUUUACACAGAAAGCUAUCGGGGGUAUAUUUUAACAAUGUGUUCACCUUAGAUGGUAAAAAAGUGGUAUUUUAUUUGAACUUGUCAGGAGCCAAGUAGUGGGUGAGUUGGCUACUGUGUUAAGAUCUCAAUAUUAAAGUCUUGAGUUCAAUUAUCAGCUUUAUCAUAAUUUUUUAGGCUAUAAAACUACAAGGUCGAAACUACAAUAUGGAAACUACUAGCAUCAAGAUUUGUUUCCAACAUCUUUUUCUCUCAAAAUUAUCAGGCCUGCGAUGUGUGAGUUAUCAAGCUAUUCGCACAAAAAAUAACCAAGGGGUAUUUCAUCAACGUGCCUUCCUCCACCCGGUCGCCAAAUUUACCAAGACCUAUGCACAUAAGUUAUCAGGUCAGCGAUGUGUGAGUUACCGUGAUAGAAAGAAGAUUUUUUAUAAAUCACUUCGGGUGAGCGGGGCCUUCAAGCGGCCUCAAUACGCCGGGGCUGUAAAUGACAUACAUAUAUUCACAUAAAAGUUAUCGGAGUAUAUUUCAUCACCUCUAUUGGCCAAAAGUUAUCAAGACCGGGUUGCAUAAGUUAUCAGGUCUUCGAUGUAUGAGUUAUCAUGCUAUUCACACCAAAAGUUUCCGGGGGAUGUUUCAUCAACACCCACCCCUACGCCAAAAGUUAUCAGGACUAAGUUAUAUAAGUUAUCAGAUCUGUGAUAUGCGAGUUAUCAGGUCUAUGAUGUGUGAGUUACCAUGCUGUUCACACAAAAAGUUACCAAGUGGAUGUUUUAUCAACUCCCCCCUCACCCCCACCCCCGCAUGAAAAUUAAUAGGGUGUUAUCAACUUGAGACUCAUGAAACUAGAUAUCAUGAUGAUUGUAUGUGAGUUAUCGAAGAAAUCCAAAGAAAAAGAACAAGAAUUUUUUUCCAUUUCUUUUCUCAUAUAGUAGUAAAAAAAGGUACAAAUACCUCGUUAUCUUUUGAUAGAGAACAACCAGUACUAGUUGUUGUAUUGGUAAGGAUGAUGUGUAUAAACACAACAGGUGCUAGGUUUGAGUCCUACACGUAGCACUUAUAUUUUUUUUAACGCUGAAGGAAAAAAAGGCGGGCAGGAGCGACAGGAUCAGAAAGAAAGAUCGAAGGGAAAAAAAGCGAUCGUAAAGAAAGAUCGAAGUAAAAAAAAUUGGCGGGUGCGAUCGUACGUAUCUGUCGCUAACUGCCAGUCGGCAGGAGAAUAGCUUUCUCGAAAAAUUAAAGGUGAGAUAGUUGAGGCGGUUUUCAAGAAAAAAACCGAUAAAAAUAAUCCUUACAAAAAGAAAGAGAAGAGAUAAUAAUCCCGGUCGAUCGAGUCCGGUUCCGAUCCCAACUACGAUCGGCCCGUCCAUCCUAUAUUCUACCUACAAAUACUCUGGCGAUCGAUCGAUCCUGCCCAGCAAAUCAAUCAAGCAAAAGUGCAGAGUCAAACUAGAACGCGAUCGAUGGCGGCCGACUUGGACCUGGACGACGUGAUCCAGCGCCUCCUGGACGCGGAGGCGCCCCUGAGCUCGCCGUCCGCCGCCCCGCCGCUGAAAGCCGAGGAGAUCCGGCACCUCUGCGCGGCCGCCAAGGAGCUGCUCCUCAAGCAGCCGACGCUGCUCGAGCUCUCCGCCCCCAUCAACAUCUGCGGCGACAUCCACGGCCAGUACGCCGACCUCCUCCGCCUCUUCCGGGAGACCGGGGCGCCCUCCGCCGCCAACCGCUACCUCUUCCUCGGCGACUACGUCGACCGGGGCACGCAGAGCCUCGAGACCAUCUGCCUCCUCCUCGCCUACAAGCUCAAGUACCCGGACGCCUUCUUCCUCCUCCGCGGCAACCACGAGUGCGCCGCCCUCAACAAGCAGUACGGCUUCUACUCCGAGUGCGCGUCCCGCGGCCCGCGCGUGAGCCACGCCGAGGGCACGUCCCGAGCAUACAAGCUCAGGUACCCGGAGAGGCUCUGGGAGGAGCUCAACGCCGUCUUCGCCUGCCUCCCGCUGGCGGCGCUCGUCGGCCGCGAGGGCGGCAGGGGUGGCAAGGACAAGAAGAAGAUCCUGUGCGUGCACGGCGGGCUCUCGCCGGAGCUGGAGAGCCCGGACCAGAUCCGCGGGAUCAAGCGCCCGCUGGCGGACGUCCCCGAGCACGGGCUCGUGUGCGACCUGCUGUGGUCGGACCCCGCCGCGGACGGCGACGACUGGGGGUGGGGGGACCCGCGCAGGUGCACAUCCUUCACCUUCGGCGCCGACGUGGUGGAGGAGUUCUGCGAGAGGCACGGGCUGGCCAUGGUAUGCAGGGCGCACGAGAUGAAGGACGGCGGGUACAACCAAGACUUCGCCGGCGGGAAGCUUGUCACCGUGUUCUCCGCACCCAACUACUGCGGCAAGUGUGGCAACGACGGCGCCGUCAUGACGGUCGCCGGUGACCUCGCCUGCUCCUUCCGCGUCUUCCACCCUGAUACUGCCGCUGCUCCUCCUCCGGCUCCUAUUUAUCUGUAGUCCAAUACAUAUACUCCGUAUAUUGAUGUUAGUUUUAGACGCCUUGUCAUGUAAUGUAAUCUCCAGCUCGUCGUGUCUUUGUUUUAUUAAGAAGAAAUUUCAGUUUUUGAAUGUAUUGCAGGUUUUUA